This is a messenger RNA of Helianthus annuus (common sunflower), 2316 nucleotides long. RefSeq lists its product as uncharacterized. Lineage: Eukaryota; Viridiplantae; Streptophyta; Magnoliopsida; Asterales; Asteraceae. Gene Ontology annotation, molecular function: nucleic acid binding; zinc ion binding. The transcript is spliced from 7 exons. The record is from RefSeq and is a predicted model, not a curated record. The coding region runs from base 1 to 2316 and encodes 771 amino acids.
AUGGAAAGCCAAGAUUUUUACAACAUGUUUGCGGGUAGUGGAGGAGUUACUCAGAGUCCUGCUAGCAUCAUUCAGAAUGUGAAUCUGGAAAACGAGCUUGGAACGAUGAAGAAACCUCCUAAGUUGAUGAGUUUGGAUGAAUAUUCAGGAUGGUCCGGGAGAUUCAAGAACUGGGUGCAGGCAAACCAUCUAGAGUGCUGGAUAAAAAUCGAAAGAAAGUAUGUUCCUCCGGUAGAUGGGUUGAAUGUGUUGAAGACCAUCGCAAGUCUUACAGAGGCGGAACAGGUCGAGUUCAAAGCGGAAAAGAAGAUGGUUAGUAUUCUGCAACAAGCGAUAAAAAAGGAUAUUCUAGUUCUGCUACAGCAUGAUGAUAGUGCACAGUCGAUAUGGCAAGCUUUGGAACAGAAAUUCAAAGGCAGUGCGUCGAUGAUCAAGAGUAAGAAAGCAUUGAUAAAGAAAGAAUUUGAUAUAUUCACGGGAAUUAAAGGUGAAUCGACAAAGCAGCUUAUCGAGAGUUGGGACAAGUAUGUUCCAGGAAAGGAUGAUCGAGCAAUGAUGGCUGAGGUAGUUGAAAUUACCGAGACAGUUGCAGAGUCAAAGAUUAGCAAUGAGGUGGUUACUGAGAAUGUCGGUGAAGUAAUUUCUGAGAAUGCAGUUGAGUCUGAUUCUGAGGUGGUUGAGGAAGCAGUUACUAAGAUGGUUGAUUCUGUUACUGAAAUUGUGAUUGAAGAGGUUAUGGAAGUUGAUGAUCAGGUGGUUCCAGAGGUUGUCAAAGAGGUUUCGACAGAUAGUUCUGCAAAAGCUGAGGCUUCUGUGUCUGAAAUUCUCAACUUUCAAUCACGGCAGGAGGAAUUUGUUUAUACAAUGAAAUCUAUUUUGCCUCCUAAUGUCUUUGAUUCUUUUGCAGAUUAUUUUGAAGAGCCAAGAACUGGAACGUGUCCGAGAUUUGAAGCUGAGAAAGAAGCAGUUGAGGAGGUGAUCGACGUUUCCAAAGUGAUGACUGAAGAAGCUCUAAAGGAGAUUGCAGAUAAAGCACUGAUGAGCAAGUUAAAAGAGGUAGAUUCAGACGUCCAGGAGUCAGUUGAUAAAGUGUCAGGUCUAGGAAAGGAAACUGGAGUCAUAGAGGUCAACGUGGUCAAGUCGUCUGAGUCGGAGUCAGAUCUUGUUGGUAAAAUUGUUUGUGAGAAUGAGAUUAUAGUUGAAAAAGUUUCAAUCCCCAAUACACCGUGUUUAAGUUGUUCACAACCAUGCACGGGGUGUCUUGAAAAAGACAUCAAGUAUCAGGAAUUAAAACAACAUGCAGAUUUGGUGAAGUUUGACUUAGAGCAAGUAAUCAAAAAUGUUAUUGAUCAGGUGUUGGACGAUGAUAGUGAGAAAUCUGAGAAGGCAAAAUCAGUGGAGUCCGGUAGUGAUUCUGAGGAGAAUGGAAAUUUUUUAGAACGUUAUUUGACAAAAACGGAUAAAAGUGCGGAUGAUGAUUCAAUUAUGGUGGCUUACACUAUGGUUGGAUCUGACAAACUUUACUCCAACACCGAGUUUCCGCUUCAGAAUGUUAAAUUUGAGAAUGUUCAGAAAGUGUUUAAGCUGAUUGAGCUGAGCGUAAAUGAGUUAAAGAAAAAUGAUUUCUUUUCAAAACUGAAUAAGUCAGUUGGUUCGUCACGUCCUACUAGUCCAGAAAAGGUAGAGGGGGUGGGUAAAAACCAAAACAAUAAAAAUCAGUUAAGGAAUAAAGGUCUUGGUUUUGAGAAGAAAAUGACUAAGAAGGUGGUCAAGCCAAAAGAAAGGAUGAAUGAUGUGUUUGUCGCUGCGCAAAAGCUAAAAGUGGAAACUGUCACAACCACUUUUGUAGAAUAUGAUAAGCGUGUGUGUUAUCACUGCAAUGAAGUUGGCCAUAUGGCGAAGCAGUGUAAGAAAGUGAUUGAAAAACUGGUUGUGGUCAAAAAUGUUGAAAAAUUGAAGGUUGAAAAACCAAAGGUUGAAAAACCUAAGGAGCUGCCCAAGUCUGUGCUAUCCAGGUGGAUAAUGGACAGCGGAGCGUCGAGGCAUAUGACGGGAUCCUUAGCUCUAUUAUAUGAUGUCAAAUCAAUUAAUGGAAGCUACGUUGGAUUUGCUGGUAACCAAGGUGGCAGGAUUGUUGGUCAGGGAAAGCUCACAAACGGCAUCAUAUCUUUUGACAAAAUUUCUACUGAUUACAUCAUGGGCAAGUGUCGUAUGAUGAUAUUGAGGGUGGUAUUACAUGAUAAUUGCAGUGAUUUGAGUGUUAGACGUAUGUUGUCGGUAGUGCAUAUUUUCAGUUCCAGAUCUAGGGUGAUUUAG